AUGGCGGCUUCAGCAGACCUUCGAGGCAUUCCGCUGGACGAGUAUACUAGGCAGUGCCCGCCAGGAUGGCGGCCAUAUGUUCGCAGUUAUUCGCUGAUCACCUACGAGGAGAAGUUGCGGCUCUGGAUGAGAAUGACAGACAUCCCUGGCGACUGCCAGGGCAGCGUGGUUGUUGGCAGACUGAAGGGCUCGGCUUAUCGCAUCGCGAUGAAGAUACGGCUCAGGCGCCAGGACGGCAGCAUGCUCUACCAGGACGAGGCGGUGAAUGCGCUGGCGGAACCUGAGGAUCUCAAUGCUGGCCUAUCGGCCACACCUUCAGGACUGCAGCAGAUAUUAGCGGAUCUCAGAACGGCAUUCGGCGACGACAGUCAAGACUUGCAGGCGUUCCACCUUGACAGAUUCUUCGACCUACAUCGUGGUUCGCACUCGCUCUUGGACUAUCUAACGGCUUUCAAGUUACGAUAUGAGGCAGCAGAAGAGCACGCGACGCUGAACAUCAACCAAGUCGGUUUGACACACCUCUUGCUCGCCAAGGCUGGACUGGCUCCGAGAUUCAUAGACGACCUGAUGCUCAAAGUAGACGGCGACAGGAGCCAGUUCACUGAUAUUUACAAGCUGUUGAUGAAGUUCCGCAAAGGACAGAAGGAGAUCGGCGACGGCGACACGCAGGGAUCAAGCUCUGGAUGUGACAAGUGCGGCAGCCGGUGGCACAGCGUGAAGGAUUGCCCGGUCAACAAAGCUUCCAGCAGAAAAGGUUUUCUGGUCGGACUCGGCACCAACACCGCGAAGGACACGACGGCGACAGACAUCGCGGCGCCACCUCCUUCGACACCUUCGGACGGCUUCGACAGCAUAGCCCGACAUCCAGGAGCAGUGGCAGAACAACGAUACUCGACGGCAAUCAGGAAAGAAGAAGCGAGAAUCGAGGAGGAGACUCACGGCAUGGCCACUGAAGAGGACAUCGCAGGCUAUGACGGCAAGGCCUCGGACGCUCACACCACAAUCUCGGACGACAAGUCCACGCAGGAGCGCAUCUUCGACUUCGGCGAGGCGACGGUCUCGAAGUUCUUUCGGAACGAGAAGAAGCAUGCUAUGUUCGGGCUGGGCCUACCUACUCAGCAGCAGUACCCAGAUCUACCCGCAGCACGAUCGACCAGCAGAGCAGAAGCAAGCUCAAGCUCGAUCGACAAAAAGAAUUCAGCGUUUGUCCUCAGCAUCUUCCGCGAGCGCGAGGACACCUUCGAGGCGUACCAUCUUGUCAGAGGUCGACAGCGCAAAGGAUUCAUCAUCGACCCUGGAGCGGCUUCUGGCAUCUGCGGCACAGAUACGUUGCUGCAGCACAAUGGCAAGGACACUCAGAACUACAAGAUCACCCCAGGAUCAGGCAGCUUCGCGGGCAUCAAUGGCAGACCCACUUCUGGACUGGGACAUGUGGCACAGAAGGCUCGGUGCUCUCGUCUCGAGUUGGUCUGGCACGGCGACCUCAUCGGCGAGAGCGGCUCCAACUGCCCGUUCCUGCUGCCGCUGCCUCUUCUGGUUCACUACAGAGCUCUACUCGUGCAUGGACUCACAGAUGACGGCAAUGGAGCUCUUGCGCUGGCCUCUGACAGCGACCCGUCGGGCGUGCAUGUGGUCAGGGUCCUUCUCACGGACAGCAGCCGCCACCUGUUGCCGACGGGCGAUCCCGAAGGUCAGCAGCGCGAGGAACCAGCAGUUUCAGCUCAAGUGGUCGAGGUGCUGAUGCACACAGUGAAGAACAUCAACGCCAAUAUUCUCAAGGCAGAUACUGCGGCAUUUGUUUCCUCUUGCACCCAGGAGGACCAGAGUUCAACUCCGCAGAAGACACACCUCAUGGCAUCAACAUCCUCGGCACCAAGGGACGGCAGCACUACCGGACAAGAAGCGCCAGUGGACAGUGCACCUACCAGGGCAGCGAUAUUCACUGGCACAGCUGAACACCACGGCAUGCUUCGGCACUGGGGCGGUCAGGCUUACGUGGAGGACAGCUUCCCAGAUUACCUCUCCAGCGAGCACGUGGCGUGGCUGAAGCAGAGAUAUAAGGACAUCCCAGAGGAGUUCUACACCAAGACAGGCUACGAGCAUCGGAAGCUGGUGAGCAAGGUCCAGACCGUCUUCAAGCCCAUAGUCAAGCUCUCAUCUCCAGAUUGCAGGCUAUGGACAGCCACGAGCAACAUGCGAGGAGCUGGAGUUGCAGCAGCCGAACGACAAGCAGAGUUUCCUAUGUUGGAGUGGCUUUAUCACGACAACGUCGUUCAAGAUCAAGACGGACAUGGCUACAUCAACGAGAACGGCUUGCGCUCCCAGCUCUGGACACAGUCACCGCUGAAGCAGAAUCAGGACAUCGUCAGCAAUAGGACUCGGCGAGUCGAUGGAUGUGCUCACGGCUGCAUGAACACUAACAACGAACCGCUGGAGAAGCCCUACAGGCUCGACGCCAACAUACAGCUGAAGAAGACCAUCCGACGAUGCCCUGGUCAUGGAGUUCAACGACAUGCAGUUAUCGAGGGCUCAGUACCAGGCACGAGCUCCAAGACUGCAGCUCUUACUACGGUAUACACUCGCACGAUGUGCCGGGCACUCAUCAGCGACAUCACUUCCUUCGCGCGCAAGUUCACCUGCGCUCUGAUGCUGGCGACGCUCGUGUACAGCAACAUCGACAUGCAUCACGGAGCCAACGGCACUGUCAAGAUGAAGCUGGCCUACGACCGGCUACGGCGAGUCAAGGUAGACGACUUCACCAUGAACAUUCACGAGCAGCUGAAGAACUUGGAUCAGAUAUGGUUGGCUCGUAUUCUUGCAGACCUGGCAGGACAGCACACAGGAAUACUCACAGCACCCAAUACUCAGCAGCAGCUCGACCUGGGCGACAACACCGACGGCACCGCUCAAAUUUUGGUCGAGCUCCUGAGACCACUGAUGGACGUCGACUCACUGCACAUCACCUUUCAGCCGAACAGCUUGGAGACAUCCAACACCACCUCGAUAGAUGACAGCCCGUUUCGAGUUACCUUCCUCGGCGCAGAUAUCGACAAGUGGGAAUCUUCGGCAUUAGAACGACUAGACGGACUCACUCCAGCACAGCAGCAUCACGGCAUUCGAGGACACAAGUGGCUUAUCGUGGCUCAAGGUCAUGCACCACCACCUACAAUGGAGGAAGACGCUGAGCGGAGGAUCCUACCGAGGCUCAAGCUCAUCACCACAGCUCCGAGCUUCGACUUCACCAAGUUGAGGCAACAGCUGAAGGAGACGGAGUCCGACGCCGAACGAUUCCGCCUGCUGAAGGGUCUUCAUGAACGACUUUGGCACGAGCAGCUACCAGGCAUGGAGAAGUUUCUCAGGCGGCUCGGGGUACCGGACAAGUGUCUGGAGCUGGCCAAGCAGGUCAUUGCGGCAUGUGAGGAGUGCAACGACUGGGCACCCAUAGCGACCAAGCCCAGGUAUCGAGCAGAGUUGGCAGGUUGGUUCGGCGAAGUCAUGGUGUGCGACCUCUUCUUCAUAUUUGGUAAGACCUUCCUGCUCAUGGUCGACGAGGCGAUCAGAUGGAAGUUGGCCGAAGUACUACCCAAGAAGGACGCGUUCCACAUAGCCCAGGCAAUGCUACGAGCUUGGUUUCGAUACUUCGGACCUCCUAAGUGCAUCAAGUUCGAUCAAGAAGGCGGCGUUCGCUCAGACGAUUUUGCAGUGGUGUGCGACCGCUACAGCAUACACAGACAGCUGGGCGGCUCGGAUGAUUCAGGCAAGCACACAGUCACGGGGCUUGCAGAACGACACAUCGGCCUCAUCAAGACAUCGUCGUUGAAGUGCAAGACCAGUGCGGCCAAGCAAGGUCUCGUGGUUCCCGACGAGGACAUAGUGUUCGAGUGUACGAUGUGCCAGAAUUUUAUGCUUGAGUACGGCGGAUACACACCAUCUCAGUGCUUGCAAGGACAGAAUCCUCGUGGCUUCUUUGAUCACGGCUCCAACUCCACUCUUGCCAUCGACGGCGCGCGCGACACGACGCCAGACACCUUCGAGUCCUACCUCGGGCUCAGGAUGAUGGCCAAGGCGGCAGUUCAGAAGGCAGUCAUCGAGCAGCGCAUCGCAGGGGCUAACAACACCAAGGUGCAGAUCCUUUCAGACGUGGCCAAGCUACGACCCUUGCAAGACCUCGUCGAUCUGCACCGAGUUCCUGAUCGCAAGGACGCGCCCGGGUGGAGAGGACCGUGCGACCUACUGGACAUCAACCUGAAGGAGAACGUGGCGAUCGUCAAACACCAGUCCAUGCCAUACAUCGUUCCGCUCAGGCAUGUGCGACCACAUCAGGCACGAUCGUAUGCGGUCACAGUGGCGUGCCCACCGACUCACAUGCUGAUGGACGGAGAAGGCAGAUGGCAGGACAACAUGCAUGACGAUAUGUACACGACAUUGCACAGCUUACUUGACAUCGUUGACGGCCAGGCACCAGGCACCGCGAUCACGGUUGGAAUGGUUCACGACGCCAACGGUAUGCAUAUUGUUGUGCCGAACGACUUCGAGAUCAACACUCCCGAGGUCUUUCGUCUGGCAGCUCAAGUAGGCGAGGUUCUGCUACAGCUGGCGGCUCCAAGGGCCAUCAGGUUCGGCACGCAACUGCACAACAUCAACACCUAUCACGGCAUCAAUCGAGGAGUUAUCCUAGCAUGGGUUCGACGAGAUCGACUCAGCUACCAAGUACGACAAGUGGACCUGGGACAUACUCUGCGGCUGGCGACUAUCUUGCCAGACACGCCGAGCAACUACUCGUUCAUCAUCUAUGUCUCAGAGCAGUACGAGGACACGGUUGUUCAGGACGCAGUACCAGAUCUUUCGGACAUCUCGAGCAUUGAGCGGAUAGACGACGCGCCCUGGACACCUCCUACGCAGUUUUUGCCAUCACCGACUCCGACGGAGUGGUGGAAGCCUCCAGGCUACGACGACACGGUCAUGGAAGUCGACCUGUGCCAGACGGUGGACAAUAGCGAGCUGUGGUGGCAGAUCACGAUAUCAGCAUAUCUGAUGAAGAGUUUGUUCCGCGACGACCAGCACCAAGUGAAGGCACCGACCCAGUCGAUGACCAUGAUCGGAGCAGGUCUCGCAGGCUCGACACGGACACGAAUCAAGCACAGGAUGCAGCGGAACAACCUACUAUUGAAUAUCCAGCUCCACCAGAGCAAGUACAAGAAGCAGUUGAUCAACCUGCAAUUGAGUAUCCAUCUCACCCUGAUCAAGCAGCUGAAGCUGCAGAGCCGACUCUGGAGUAUCCUCAGCACGACGACGAGCGGUCCAGAGUUGAUUGAGCACCAGCAGUACUUCACCAAGCGCAUCGACUUGGUUCCCGAGCUCAAGGACUGCGGGGGCGAGUACCACAAGUCUAUGACGGAGCAGCAGGCACUCAUAGCUGAACAAUUCUACUCAGACGUCGAGGGUUUCAAUCUCACUGAUGGCGACGAACUACCAAGCAGCUGGACACGCAGCCAAGCUUACAUAUCCUUUGAUGGACCUUUCCUCGAGGAUCAUUGCUUUUAUCUCGACAUCCUCACUGGCGAGUGUUUCGCAUCGGCUUCGGACUCGCUCAUCCUGAAGCCUAGCGACGUGGUGGAACACUUUGACCUGGUCGAAGCAGCAGACCUCAAGGAGAUCAAGCAGUUCGUCGAGGCGACUGUGUGGAAACCGAUACCCAUGAGCAAGUGCAAGCAGGAUCCAGUUGAUUGCGUCUGGGUCCGCAAGUGGAAGCAGAUCAAGGUGGUCAUGCAGAUCUUCAUGAUAGAGACGCUUGGCGACAGACCCUCGGCUUUCGACGACUGUUUUUACUUCUGGAUGGAACCCCCAGGAGAACUCAAGGCAAUUGCGACCUCCUAUGUUGACGACAACAACAACGCGAGCAGCAACGAGUGGCUCAACAAGUCCUACAGCAAGUUCUCGGAUAGAUUCGGAGGAGCUACUAGACAGCAACCACCUAUGAACCACGUGGGAGUCAGACAUGAGCAGACCGACUUCGGCAUUCGAAUGUCUCAGGACGAGUUCUGUCAGAUCCUCCAGCCAGUCCCUCUCGGCAAGCUUCGAGCAGCUCAGGACGACUCUCCACUUACUUCCACGGAGCUCAAGGCAUUUCGCGGACUCCUGGGCGGGUUGCUGUGGUUAUGUCAGACACGACUGGACGCGAUUGCAGAUACGGUCAUUAUCCAGCAGAAUACGGCAUCAGCAACGAUCAAGCACAUCAAGAUGGCCAACGCUCUAUUAGCUCGUGUGAAGAAGUACUCGUCAAACGUGGGGCUCUACUUUCCGAAGAUCUCUCCACCAUUCGUGAUAGACACGGUGGCAGAUUCGAGUGGAGCUACCUCAGGAAGCUCCUACGCCCAAGAGGCAGUACUUAUCUUGUUGGGCUCGGACAAGCGCGUGCAGGUUGUGCCGACGACGUCGAUUCACUACCAGCAGGUGUGCGGCUCCAAGCAGCAGCUCAGCAAGUUCUGCCGCAUCAUAGCUUCGCUAUCUCAUAAGGCCAAGAGAGUUUCAGGCAGCACGUCACGGGCUGAGACGUUGGCAGGUGUAGUUGGCAAAGAGUUGGCACAGAUGAUUGCUAUGCGACUGACGGAGUUAUUUGCUCCGGGCAUCCAACUUCCUCUACAUGAAGGCAGCACGAUGGCGCAGCUGAUUCAGAUCCAGGAUCACGCUGAGUUCAUGAUACCUAUCGACCACUGGACAGAUUGCAGAGAUUUCUUCGAGCUCAGCGUCGGCCCCAAGGGCGUACCUCAAGAUCGACAUCAACGACUAUACGUGCUAUCAGUACGAGAAGAUCGGCUUCGUGGUUAUAUCAGGCGUUUCUUUUGGUGUCCUACCUCGGCCAUGGCUGCAGAUGGACUGACAAAGAGUAUGAUAUCGGAGAUCCUCUACGAUCUGUUGACCUACGGCUACUGGCGUGUGGAGACCAAGGGCAUCGAGUGCCUAGUGGCAACCAUCGAUGCUCCAGCAGUGACGGUGACCGAGAGCGACCUGAUCAGCAUGGCAGUCUACGGCAUCGUCCGGCACGGUGGCGGCACGGUAUCGUCCGGCAUGCGCGCAGUCAUGUGGGGCUUGCAGCCUGCGCUGCUGGCAGCGGCCGUCGUCGCCGACCUGUCACUUGGUGUGCUGGGAGCAAGGCCCCAGCUGCACGAGGAGUCCUUGGCGCUCCAUGCCUCUCCGGAUCCGCACGCGCAGGCGCGGGCCCAGAAAGACACCCCCGCGGACACCGUCACCACCACCGCGGCGGCCGCCGCCGCCAGGGCGGACGGGAGGGCCGGCACCGCCAUCGCCGCCGGCCUGGAAGGUCAAGACGCCACCGCCGCCGACGCAGCCACCAGAGCAGAGACCACCACCACAGGCGUCGCCACGGACGCCUCCACCGCAGCCGCCGGCGCGGAGAGGGCCGCUGCCGCGUGCGCCGACGAAGCCGCCGUCGUCGGAGGCGGUGGCGACGGCAAAGCCGAGUGCACAGAGGACAUGUCCAUCAAGCAGCUAAAUGACGCCCUUCAGGUCCCCCUCCUCCGCCUCGACUGCAACAGGACUCGAAGCGCGUGCGCUGAAGCCAUCGGCACGUGCCUCCGCAAGAACGAGAAGCGCCUCGAUCAGCUCCCCCCCGAGACGUUGCAUGCAGUAGUGAGCGGCGUAAUAAAACACCUUCCCGAUCAAAAUUUGACAGUCCGGCACGUGUUCGCCUCGAGUCUCAACAUUACAGCCCCUCUUGUUGCUACGCAUCUUGCGCCGUUAAGAGCCAAUUUAAUCGAUGCCUUGGAGAUGCGACUGAAGGAUGAGUCUGAUGAGAAGACCAAACAAGAACUCCACGAUGCUUUUAAGAACGUACAGACAGGCAUCGGAAGGCGGCGUGACCUCCUUAGGCAGAUGCAGGAGCGUCUCACGAAGGAGGUUGGUAGCCAAGUGACUGUCAACGAUGACGACCUGGUGUGCGUGCCUCGCAGCGUCAUGUUGCUUGCCGAGAACGCAACCAGGGAUGGGAUAAAAGCACAUCGCUGUCCAAACCGGAAGGCGUGUGGCAAGAGCGGCACAGACCCUUGUUGGGAUUGGGCGUCCCUGCACCGCAACUCCACCCUAAACCAGGCGAUGUGCGCUGAGGGCUACAAUCAUACCGUUCCCGGGUGUGCCCAGUGUCUGCCAGGGUUCGGGCGCAGCCGCAUGGACCCAUUCAAGUGCGCCGAGUGCACAAGUCCUGCGUUCGUCUGGGGCAAGGAGAUAGCGGCUUCGGGAGCCGUGUUCGCCGCGAGCCUACAUUCGAUCAGCGCAGGCAGGCAGGACAAGCUGGGAAGACUUCUCAACAUCUUCAUGUCGUUUUCUUUCUCGGCCAUAACAGCGUCCACUUUGAUGCAAGACACGCGGGCGUACGGCAAGUUUAUCAGGCUUAUCAACAAAAGCCCCCGAGGGCAGUUGCCGCUCGAGUUGUUGGACGUGCCGCUGCUGGUCGCCUCGACUGGGACCGGUGGGCUCACCGACAGCGCCGAUUGUAUGGGUGUGAAUUUCAAGAACUCUUUCGCCAUGAGGAUUAUGAUGACCCUGCUGGAGAGCCUUGUCCCGAUGCUCCUCCUCUUGGCGGCGAUCGGCGCAACGCUGUUUCGGGGCGAUGGCGGGUCGCGCCGUGCCCAGGAUAGUCAAGCGGACGCAGAGCCCAUGGACGAUAUGGGCGACAGCGCGGGCGAGGGGACAAAUGAAGCGCUGGAAACGGACACAGAGCAAGACGUGAAAGAACCGGCAAAGGCGGACGGGAAGGCCAGGAUGCCCCAGGAGGCGUUGGUCUUGGGUACUGGCUACAGCGCGGGCGAGGGGACAAAUAAAGCGUUGGAAACAUACACAGAGGAAGACGUGAAAGAAUCGGCAAAGGUGGACGAGAAGGCCAGGAUGCCCCAGGAGGCGUUGGUCUCGGGUGGGCCAGGCACGUCGCAGGACGUUGACUUGCAUGACGUGGAGGUGCACCAUGAGAUGCCCGUCAAGAUCAUGCACAUCUCACUGGCUUUCACCAACGUCUUUCUACCUGGUCUGUUCGCGAGCGCCCUGCUGCAGUACCCUUGCUUUCACACGCAAAGGGUGCAUAAUGAUUUAAGAUGGUACGAGGAAUCGCGCCGCGCCUGGGAUACACGGGAGAAGUGUCCGAGAUUUUACAGUGUGCAGACUGUGACUUGCGCCGUUGUCACGUUUGUGGUUGGGCCUGUGAUGGGACCGGCGUAUUGGGCGUACUUGAUUGCAAACAUGGAGAAGUUGCCCCAUCAUUCGCUUGACUUCAUGGUUGCUCCUUACAAGCCAGACUGCAAGCCUUGGGAGAUCAUCGUCCUGAUGCGGAAGCUGGCUUUGGUGGCUUUGGCAGCCAUGGUGCCAGAGACUUACGCUUCCGCGAGCCACGUCACCUUUGCUGUGAUCAUCACGGGCACAGCGCUCGCGGCCCACUUGUACUGGCAGCCCUACAAGAGCAAAUUUCUCAACUGGGUCGAGGGCACCUCGCUGUUUGCCACGUUCAUUGCUAUGGCGCUGAUUGCCUACGUUGUUUCUGCGGAGUGGAGCCAGACGUUAGUUCACGAGAUCUUUGUAGUCGUCCUCGUCUUGGCGCUACUACUUAUGACCCUUCUGCUGUUGCUAAGCCUCCUUGCCCAUGCGUGUUGUCAAAAGCUGUUUGCUUGGCUGAGCUCGAUGAGGAAUGACAUCGGCCUUGUCCCGUGCUACUGCGCCAUGUUUUCCGCUGUGCUCGUUCCUGCCCUCACCGCGGUGUUCGUUUACUCGCCCGUGGGGCAAGGGCCAGACAUAUACAACGGUAUAUUGAACGAUCGCUCAAACGCGCUCGCCAACUGCAUGGUGUUCAUUUUGGUUUGCUGGUUGAUGGUGAUGUUUGUUUUCGACAUGUUCGACAGCGACAUGUGGGGCCGUGGAGGCGAGGCAGUCGUCCAGUUCCUCAGUUUCUCGAUCCUCGUAGUGUUGAUCUUCUGUAGCGUCACUCUCAAAUCAGUGGAAUACCCAUGGGCGCCUCUCCUGAUGUGCAUGGUUGCCACGGUGUGCCUCCUCGCCUUCCUGCGCGCCCGCUGGAUGGCCUCUGCAGUGGGGCCACCGCACUUCUACUCGGCGGCGGCAAUCUGCUACAACAUAUGCGCGGCCCUGGCACUGGUGGUCUGGAUCGUCUGGAACGUGCAGUCGGACGGCCCACGGGCUCUCUGGUGGAGCGCGGGCGCCGAGCGCUGGCUGGCAGGCAGGUAUGCCUCGGUCUACCGGGCGCUGACCCCCGGCGAGCUGGCGUCGGAGGCGCGGCCGCAAGAGCUGCAGGACUACUGCCUCGACCAGGCGCUGCUGCACAGCAGCAUCGUGAACGCGAGCACCAAAGGCCUGGUCGCCAGCGCCUGCCGGGAGGCAUCCGCCGUCAUCUUCACCCAGUGGGCUGGUCCGUUCACGGUCUUCGCCUGCAACCUGCUCGGCGCGGGCGUCUGCGUGCUCUUCUCCGACGCCAUCGCGGAGAUCUCGGCGGCGUCCGAAAGCGUGGUAGCCCAAGACAGGACGAAGGCGCUCAUCAGGUUCGUGAAGCGCUUUCUGCUCACCAUCGUCUUCGCCGUGGCAGUAAUGUACACCUCGCUGUACGUGUCUGGCGUCGCUGUCAAGCUGGGCUCCGCAAUGCUGGCCUUUGCGUGUAUCGCCCUCGUAGUCAUGUUUCUGUGGCUGACCUGGGAGGUAGACACGCAGACCCUUAACGAGACGAUGGAGGAGCUGCCGCUCAUGAAACAUGCUAUGGACAUUCUGCAGUCCAAUUGGAUGAGGGCGAUUGUUGUUGGAGGCAUGGCCGGCAUGAUACCCUUUAUCGUGGCUUUGGAUAAGGUGCGCCAGCAGGUACGGAAGAGCAGCACAAACUAUUACAGCAGAGAGAGCUGGAGCGAGUUGAACAACGAUCAGCAUACGCCACCCUGCAGCAGGUUGCGCGAGUCUUUGGAGAAGUGGGACUGGACAGAUAUUUUGAGCAAGGUGUGUGCGUUGGCAGAGGGUGGCGGACUCGUCCUGCUCGCGGUCGGUUCGAAGGCAACUUUCAUCUUGUUCUCCUACCUGAACGGGAAAAUCGAGGCAGCGGGGCUUGGGAUAGGCACCAUCUCCGUGAUGCUGUGGGCCAUCGGGCUGCUGAUGUUCAUGAACCCCGUCGUCCCUGGGAGUGCGGUCUAUCUGUUCACCGGCGUCGUGCUCGGGGCCCAGUCACAGAGAGACGGCUCCGUCGGGAUCUGGGCGGGCCUGGCGCUGGCGUGCGUGGCGGGAAGCGGGGCGAAGCUUCUGGCGUGCCUGGGUCAGUAUUCGCUCGGCUACUUCAUGGGCAAGUCCGUGAAAGUGCAGAAUUUCGUCGGUGUGACCAAGGUGGGCGUUCUGGCGACGGAGGCGGUGCUCAAGGAGGAGGGCUUCAGGCUGUUCAAGGUCUGCAUAUUGGUGGCAGGCCCCGACUUCCCAACGAGCGUACUCUGCGGCAUACUUCAGCUGAACAUUCUCGAGAUGCUUCUUGGCACACUGCCGGUCAUCUUGGUGAGCAUCAUCCCACAGACCUUCGUGGGGGUUCUCCUGACCAAGGAGGGCGCCACCGAAGGAGUGUGGGCCCUCAUCGCCACUGGAGCCACUGGGCUGGCUGCUGCUUUCCAGGCAGGCGCCACCGUCGUCUUCGCGUACGGGGUGAUGCAGCGGGUCGAGCAGUCGGGGGAGCAGCUUCUGAAAGCGCAUCGGCCAGAGCACGACGAGGCACGGAAGCUGGCAGAGAGGGAAGCAGAGCGCGCGAAGAGAUAUGGCGAGAUAGCCGACUGGGGGCAGCUGGGCACGCCUGCGCGCGCGACGCUUCUUGGGGCCGUGGCGCUCUUUUGGCUCUCCGGCUGCAUCCUCGCCGUCGACACCAUGGCGACGGAGAAGAUUUGCUUCCGAGAGUUCUCCAUCACGGACCUCCGACAAGAUCAAGAGCAGCUACGACCUGGGCGGCCUAGACGGCAGCGUGCUCAACGUGGUCCUCGCGCCGAUGGGCUGGAUCGCGCUGGGCCUGGCGGCCGUGGCGGGCGCUUUGCACGUCGCGUUCGGGCAGUGGCUGGCAGCCGCCGCGCGAGCGGCGCUGUGAGUCACGGCCCUGGCACGGCCAGGCGCCGGAGAGAGCCGCCGGCUGAGCGUGCGGCCCUGCUCGGGCAAUGGAUAUCAAUUCGGUGGUCGAUGUCCUACUCGAGGGCCCUGCUCGUCCCUCGUCGCCGCCCUCCGCUGUCCUUGCCCUCCGCGCCCCGCCCCUGCUCGGAGCCUCGAGGAGGAGACAGCGGCGACGCUCCUGCCCGGCCCGGAUCUGCUCAAGGUCUGUGUCUGGACGGAGCCCUCUCCGCACAGACGUUACGGCACCGCGCCGCAAGAACAGCGCGGCGGAAGGUUCUUGCCCAUCUCCGGCCUCCGGGGGCCCUCGCGCCUGAACCCGGGACCAUCCAGAAGCGAAUCGGGAUGACAAACCCGCCCCGGGGAAAGGGUCGGACAACUUCCGGGAGCCCUGACGAACAACCCGCCCCGGGGAAGGGGCCCGAAGUUCCCAGAUCACGAGAUCCCGAAGAAGUCCGGUAG
Messenger RNA from Prorocentrum cordatum, 12588 nucleotides. Lineage: Eukaryota; Dinophyceae; Prorocentrales; Prorocentraceae. The record is from the annotation of a GenBank genome assembly.